Scleropages formosus (Asian bonytongue) is the source of this 838-nucleotide messenger RNA. RefSeq names its product axonemal dynein light intermediate polypeptide 1-like. Gene Ontology annotation, molecular function: dynein heavy chain binding. NCBI's taxonomy places the organism in Eukaryota, Metazoa, Chordata, Actinopteri, Osteoglossiformes, Osteoglossidae. Gene Ontology annotation, cellular component: ciliary base; axoneme. Bases 47 to 814 code for a protein of 255 amino acids. The record is from RefSeq and is a predicted model, not a curated record. The transcript has 6 exons.
UCAUGUGGACACAGUGAAAGUCACAUUAGCAAAAUCUCAAUUUAAUAUGAUUCGUCCAGCCGAGUCUCUCCUGAAGUACGACAAUCCUGUUCUUGUUAGCAACACCACAGAACAGAAGUCACCUAAGACUAGGCCUUUGAGAGUUAGCCCAUCACUGCCUGUCAUAACAAGUCCAGUUCCCCCUCCACCAAGGCCCAAAAGUUUGGAAGCAGAUACUAGCAAACAGCAAGUAGAGGAGAUCCUCAAUGUCAUCCUGCCUCCCAGAGAGUGGAUAGAUGGCAACAAACUAUGGGUGCAGAAGGUGUCAAGCGCUCCAUGCACACGCAUGGAUGUAGUGCACCUUCAGGAACAGCUGGACCUGAAGCUGCAUCAGAGACAGGCGAGGGAAACAGGCAUCUGCCUCAUCCGCAGGGAUCUCUACUCACAGUUCUUUGAUGAACUGAUCAGACAGGUCACCAUCAAUUGUGCAGAGAGGGGUCUGCUGCUACACCGGAUUCGAGACGAGAUCCUCAUGACAAUUGCGACCUACCAGACACUGUACGAGAGCAGCGUGGCGUUUGGCAUGAGGAAAGCGCUAUUAUCUGAGCAGGGCAAGUUUGAUAUGGAGAAGAAGAUCAUGGACCUGGAGAACGAGAAGAGGGAACUCGAGCGACAAGUGAAUGAACAGAAAGCCAAGUGUGAUUCCACUGAGAAAAGAGAGGCAGAGAGGAGACAGGUGGAGGAGAAGAAGCACAUGGAAGAGAUUCAGUUUCUUAAACGCACUAACCAGCAGCUCAAGACUCAGCUGGAUGGAAUCACUACUCUAAAGAAGUGAACUGCAAUAUUUCACAAACGGCAC